UCGGGUCUAUGGAGGGGGUAGAAAGGCGCAUACCAACUGACGAGGCAUUCCGCUUUCCUUGAAUGAAAUCCUGUGAAUAUGAAUCCGUAUUCCCCCCCACUCGCCUGAGGUUCGGUGUCUGCGACGCGCACAAGUGAUCGGAGUUGCAGCGGAGGAGAAACGGGGGGGAAGUGAUGGAAAAGUUGCAGUGAUCUUGUGUCUGGAUCCGGUGGAUGAGAGAGGAUAGGACUAACUUGCAAAGUUUCCGAUCUCAAGUGACACAUUCAGAACUGGAUUGAAAUAAUGUGACUGCAAGCAGUUUAGCGUGGACUCUGGCGACCGCUGGCGUGAUUUCACGCACUUUUGGACUUAAGUUUUGCUUUGCGCUGGAAUUAUUACUUUGCUUCUUUUUUUUGCACAAAGGAACUAAACGAUUUAAACAACACAGCCUGGUUGAUCAGUGAGAGCAGCAACGGGAUGAAUCCAAAGAAAGGAUAGAGCUCUGUCACUUCUGCGCUGAGAGAUUCUAACACACAUUUAACACAUGCUAUCAUUCAGUUGAACUGGACUACUGGAACAGAACAUGUGUUGAAAUCUCGAACUGUUUCUGUAUUAUUCUUUCCCAUCUCAACUCCCCAAUUUCACCUACACCAAGAAGCCAUAUCAGGCUCGUGUUGGACUGAUCUUGGACUUUUAUAAUUUGCGUUUGGGGACUCACAAACCAAAAUCACUGUGUUUGUUUUUAAACUGUGGAUUUUAAGAUUUUUCAUUUUGAGUGCAGUUUGACAUGAAGAAGCGGAUGCCUCAAUUUUUAUUUAAAUAAUUUGGAUUAUACGAGAACAUUUCUCACAAGAGAGACGUUGAAUGAUGUCUCCAACUUUAAUUGGAUUUGUAUUUCUGUUAGGAAUUCUCCAUGUGUGCUCAGGAUCCCGUCUGCGCCAAGAGGACACCCCACCCCGGAUUGUGGAGCAUCCCUCUGACCUGAUUGUUUCCAAAGGGGAGCCCGCAACUCUCAACUGUAAAGCAGAGGGGCGUCCAACCCCAACAGUGGAGUGGUACAAGGAUGGAGAGCGGGUGGAAACGGACAGGGACAAUCCCCGUUCUCAGCGCAUGCUUCUUCCCAGUGGCUCUCUCUUCUUCCUGCGCAUCGUCCAUGGACGGCGGAGUAAACCGGAUGAAGGUUCUUACGUCUGUGUUGCUCGCAACUACCUGGGAGAAGCAGUGAGCCACAACGCCUCGCUGGAAGUAGCCAUUCUACGUGACGACUUCAGACAAAAUCCUGCAGAUGUGAUUGUGGCAGCGGGAGAGCCGGCAGUCCUGGAGUGUCAGCCUCCUCGUGGACAUCCUGAACCCACCAUAUCAUGGAAAAAAGAUGGAGUGAAUAUUGACGACAGAGAUGAGAGAAUUACUAUACGUGGAGGGAAACUGAUGAUUACAAAUGCCCGGAAAAGCGAUGCUGGGAAGUAUGUGUGCGUCGGCACAAAUAUGGUUGGAGAACGUGAAAGCGAAAUAGCUGAACUUACAGUGCUUGAGCGUCCCAGCUUUGUCCGUCGCCCGAGUAGUCAGGUGGUGUUAGUGGACCAAAGCGUAGAGUUCAGGUGUGAGGCCCGUGGCGAUCCAGUUCCCACUGUCCGCUGGAGGAAAGAUGAUGGUGACCUGCCGAAAGGAAGGUAUGAAAUUCGUGAGGACCACACCCUGAAGAUCCGUCGUCUGGUCUCUGCUGAUGUGGGCUCCUACACAUGUGUGGCAGAGAAUAUGGUGGGCAAGGCAGAGGCAUCAGCUACGCUCACUGUCCACGUUGUGUCUGUACCGCCAGCAUUUGUGGUAAGACCGAAGAACCAGGUGGUUGGAGUUGGCAGAACUGUCACCUUCCAGUGUGAGGCCACUGGAAACCCACAACCGGCCAUUUUCUGGCAGCGGGAAGGUAGUCAGAACCUGCUGUUCUCCUACCAACCUCCUCAACCCUCCAGUCGAUUUUCAGUGUCUCAGACUGGGGAUCUGACCAUCACUGAUGCUGUGCGCUCAGACGGGGGAUACUACAGCUGCCAGGCCCUCAACAUUGCUGGCAGUGUGAUCACCAAGGCUCUGCUAGAGGUCACAGAUGUUGUGUCAGACCGCCCGCCACCAGUCAUCCGCCAAGGCCCAACCAAUCAGACGGUGGCUGUGGAUGGCACGGUUGUUCUUAACUGUGUGACAUCUGGUAACCCUACACCCACCAUCCUGUGGAGGAAGGACGGCGUCUUAGUGUCCACACAUGACUCCAGGGUCAAGCAGCUGGACACAGGUGCACUGCAGAUACGCUAUGCAAAGCUCAGUGACACUGGCACCUACACCUGCACUGCCUCCACACCCAGUGGAGAGGCCUCUUGGAAAGCCUAUUUAGAGGUCCAAGAAUCUGGGGCCCCAUUCCAGCCAAACAGACCUACUGACCCAAACCUGAUCCCCAGCGCUCCUUCCAAACCUGAGGUCACUGAUGUUACCCGUAGCUCUGUCACGCUUUCCUGGAAACCUAACCUUAAUGCUGGAGCCACGCCCACUUCCUAUAUCAUAGAAGCCUUCAGUCAUGCAUCAGGAAGCAGCUGGCAGACCUUGGCAGAGCAUGUGAAAACUGAGUCAUUUGUACUGAAGGGCUUGAAGCCCAGUGCAGUCUACCUCUUCUUAGUACGGGCAGCCAAUGCCUACGGGCUGAGCGAUCCCAGUCCAAUCACUGAUGCUGUGAAAACACAAGAUAUCCCUCCCACCAGUCAGGGUGUGGACCAUCGUCAGAUUCAGAGGGAGCUAGGAGAUGCGGUCAUCCACCUGCACAACCCCACUAUUCUCUCCUCCUCAUCUGUCAGGGUUCAGUGGACAGUGGAGCAGCAGUCACAGUACAUCCAGGGCUACAAGGUGAUGUACAGGCCUUCACCAGAGGGGCAACAGAGGAGUGAAUGGGCCGUGUUUGAGGUGCGAACCCCUGGGGAGGGCAGCGCCGUCGUGCCGCACCUUCGGAAGGGCGUCACAUACGAAUUCAAAGUCCGCCCCUUCUUCAAUGAAUUCCAGGGAACAGACAGUGAUGUCAAAAUUGGCAAGACGCUGGAGGAAGCCCCCAGUGCCCCUCCUCGUAAGGUUACAGUGACAGAGAGUGGGGACAAUGGGACUGCCAUCAUCGUCUCCUGGCAACCCCCUCCAGAAGAGGAGCAGAAUGGGGUGGUCCAGGAGUACAAGAUUUGGUGCUUGGGGAAUGAGACUAGGUACCACAUCAACCGUACAGUUGAUGGCUCAACCUUCUCCGUGCUGAUUCCCAGUCUGGCCCCGGGGAUCCGCUACAGUGUGGAGGUAGCAGCCAGCACUGGUGCAGGUCCAGGGGUCAAGAGUGAUGUCACUUUCUUUCAGCUCGAUGCUUCUGGGCGAAUGACAGACACAGUGAACCAGGAGAACCCCCUGUCCCAGCAGAUCUCAGAUGUGGUCAAACAGCCAGCAUUUAUAGCAGGCAUAGGAGCUGCUUGUUGGAUUAUCCUCAUGGUCUUCAGCAUCUGGUUGUACAGACACCGAAAGAAGCGGAAUGGCCUGUCCAGCAGCUAUGCAGGUAUACGCAAAGUGCCAUCCUUCACUUUUACACCAACAGUGGCAUAUCAGAGAGGUGGAGAAGGUGUCAGCAGUGCUGGAAGGCCGGGUUUACUAAACAUUGGGGACUCUGCCACUCAACCCUGGCUGGCUGACACAUGGCCCAACUCAUGUUCCAACCACAAUGACUGCAGCAUCAACUGCUGCACUGCUGGCAAUGGCAACAGCGACAGCAACUUGGCAACAUACAGCCGACCAGCCGACUGUAUCGCCAAUUAUAACAACCAGAUGGAAAACAAGCAGACCAACCUCAUGGUGCCUGAGUCAGGAGUCUAUGGAGAUGUAGACCUGUCCAACAAGAUCAAUGAGAUGAAGACCUUCAACAGCCCAAACCUUAAAGAUGGCCGCUUUGUAGGUCCAGGGGGCCAGCCGACACCUUAUGCCACCACUCAGCUCAUCCAGUCCUCCAUUAUGGGAAACAACAUGAACUCAGACAGAGGGACUGGAGGCAGUGGAGGUGGACUCGUGGGUGGAGGAGAGGUGAAUGAGAAACACUGCUGGAAGCCCCCCUCAGUCCAGCAGCAGAAACAGGAAAUAAGCUCCCAGCUGCAGUACAACAUCAUGGAGCAAAACAAGCUGAACAAGGAUCGCUACAGAGGAGGUGACAGCCCUAUGCCAGCCACCAUUCCCUACAGCCAGACUCAUGACAGCCACACUGGGGGCUCCUACAACAGCUCUGACCGGGGCAGCAGUAGUACCUCCGGGAGUCAGGGUCAAAAGAAGGGAGUGCGCACCCCCAAAGUACCCAAACAAAGCACAAUGAAUUGGGCUGACCUUCUGCCCCCUCCUCCUGCAAACCCACCCCCAUCUCGGAACACAGAGGAAUACUCUCUACCGAUGGAAGAAAGCUGUGAUCCAGACAUGCAGUGCCCCAUGCCCCCCUCUCACAUGUACCUGCAGCCUGAUGAGCUGGAGGAGGAAGAAGAGAUGGAGAGGGGGCCCACUCCUCCCAUCCGUGGGGCAGCUUCUUCCCCUGCUGCCGUGUCUUACAGUCACCAGUCCACAGCCACUCUCACCCCCUCACCCCAGGAGGAGAUGCAGCCGAUGCUCCAGGAUGCCCCAGACAGCCAUGAACGCAGGCGCCAUGCUGUGAGCCCCCCACCCCCUCCCAGGCCCAUGUCUCCUUCACACACAUAUGGGUAUAUCAACACCCCGUUAGCCUUGGACACGGAUGGUAUGGAGGAGGAGGACAUACUGGAGGAAGAGGAGGACGGCGAUGAGACGGAUGCAGAAGUGGCUAAGAUGCACUACCACCACACCCACCCCCACACAAACCCUCACCAUCCCCAGAUGCAUCCGCGGAGGUUGCUACUACGAGGGCUAGAACAGACGCCUGCAUCCAGCAUGGGGGACCUGGAGAGCUCAGUGACGGGCUCCAUGAUCAACGGAUGGGGGUCAGCUUCCGAAGAGGAUAAUGUCUCUUCGGGGAGAUCCAGUGCAGUCAGCUCAUCAGAUGGAUCCUUCUUCACAGACGCCGACUUUGCUCAAGCGGUUGCUGCAGCUGCAGCUGCAGAGUAUUCAGGCCUCAGGGUGGCAAAGUACCCUAGUUCACAGGGCCAAGACGUUGGGGGAGCUUCGGCGCGAAAAUACCAAAUAAACCCAUCAAGCCACCGUCCUGGCAGCCCGGUGUCUACAGACAGUAACAUGAGUAUGGCCGCUGUACACAGGAGGCCUCCUAAAAAGCAGAAACAACAUCCUGUAGGUCAUCCAGCGAACCAGCGACGUGAAGUUUUCAAUGAAGAUCUCCCACCUCCACCCAUCCCCCCUCCAGCAGUGCUCAAGUCCCCUACACACCCUUCCAAGGUAGCUCUGGAGGGCCGGGGAGUGAUUUCCCCCAAAGCCGGUGAAGUUCGAGACAAGAGAGGAGGAACAGGGGGAUAUCGAGCCCGAGAGGACUCGGACCCCAGAACCAGCUCAUCUGAACGCAAAGAUGCUCAGGAUAGACAAAAGACUGCUCACGGAGGGAAAGGGAAUAAACAUGAGAGUAGCACUACCAACAAAGCGCGCCAGCAUGCAGGUUCAGAGGACAUUAUGCCGUAUAGCCGACCACAGUUCCCUACAGUCAACAGCCCCCGAGACCCAAGCUCCUCUAGCUCCAUGUCCUCCCGGGGCUCAGGGGGCCGGCGGAGAGGAGAAGGAGGGCGAAGGAACCCUGCAGAUAUGGGCCUCAACACCUCCGGAGCCUUCCAACCAGGAGAUGAAGAGAUAGAGAUGGUAGAAAGCUGAAGAAGGAGGAAAAGGACAGACUGUUCUGAUUUUUUUCCAAGAAUGGAGCACCAUUGUUUCUCUUACAGUUUUAAAUAUCUUAGUAUUUCACCAUCAUGUUGGCUGCCCUCAUACUGUACAUCAGUAGUGUUUCUUUACAUCUGGAAAA
Messenger RNA from Oreochromis aureus, 5956 nucleotides. RefSeq names its product roundabout, axon guidance receptor, homolog 1 (Drosophila) (gene robo1). The transcript is spliced from 30 exons. Lineage: Eukaryota; Metazoa; Chordata; Actinopteri; Cichliformes; Cichlidae. Gene Ontology annotation, biological process: axon guidance; axon midline choice point recognition; Roundabout signaling pathway. The record is from RefSeq and is a predicted model, not a curated record. Gene Ontology annotation, molecular function: protein binding; axon guidance receptor activity. The coding region runs from base 844 to 5808 and encodes 1654 amino acids.